AAAUGAAUCAUCGGUCCGGGUACAUGCUGCUGGUGCUUCAAAAAGAAGAAUAAGGAUCCAGUAAGUUACGGUUCAAGACAGGACACCGUUUCUUAUUUGGAGACCGUUCCUCCAGUAUUUAUGCCAAUACACCAGCGAGGCAGAGACGCAAAAGCAGCGCUGUUCUCUGAAAAGAGAGGCUGCAAUUUGUGUCAACACUAUUCUUGCUCUUCCGCAGAAAAUUGUACCACUUGCAGAAACUAUCAGAAUCAUAGUAACAUAUGAUUCUACAUCAUCUGAUGGCCAGGAAUUUAUUUGUAGUUAGUUUGUUGAUUCUUUCGCUUGUCUUUAACUCAUGCACAGCUCACUCAUGGAGGAACAAUAGUUCUCUGGAUGAUGUUGGUCCACGUUGUGAACCUUCUUCCCAUCCGUUUGGUCUGUGCAAGACAAGAGCAGCAGCUUUUGGCUAUCCAUGUGAAGAUCACAUGGUCACAACAGAAGAUGGUUAUAUUCUUAGCCUAAAGAGGAUUCCUCAUGGUGUUUCUAACUCGACCCAGAAUACAACGAGGAUACCAGUACUACUAUUCCACGGGCUCAUGGUGGAUAGCGUUUCUUGGGUACUGGGUACGCCAAAACAAUCACUUGGAUUUAUUUUGGCAGAUGGUGGGUUUGAUGUUUGGUUUGCCAACACCCGUGGAACUAAUUCCAGUCGGAACCAUACCUCGCUCACCCCAGAUGAUCCGGAGUACUGGAAUUGGACGUGGGACCAACUUGCUGCCUAUGAUCUUCCUGCCGUGCUUCAGCAUGUCUAUGAUCACACAGGAGGCCAGAAAGUCCACUAUAUCGGUCACUCCCUGGGAACCUUGAUUAUUCUUGCAGCCUUCUCAGAGCACAGGUUACUUCAUUUAGUUCGAUCGGCUGUGUUGCUCUGCCCAAUUGCUUAUCUGUAUAAGACAAAAUCAAAACUCACCCGGCUUGCUACUCAAAUCCUCCUUGCAGAAGCAUUUCACUUUCUAGGAUAUCGUGAGUUCAAUCCUGUUGGGCCAGUUUCACAUGAAAUUCUGCUCAUAAUAUGCGGUGACCCUGAAAUCGACUGCUACGACCUAUUUACGGCUGUUAUGGGACCGGACUGCUGCCUCAAUGCUUCAACUGUAUGUAACUUCCUGCAGCAUGCUACACAGUCCACCUCUAUCAAGAACCUUAUUCACAUGUCGCAGAUGAUCAGGUACGAAGGGGUCAGAAGGUAUGACUAUGGCAACGCCAAGGAAAACAUGAAGCAUUAUAGCCAGCCAAGCCCCCCGCUGUACAACCUCUCAUCCAUCCCCACCCAUGUCCCCAUGUUCCUCACCCAUGGCGGCCAAGACUUCCUCGGCGAUGUCCCUGACACCAGGCACCUCCUGAAGACUCUUGUCAGAACCCAUGACAGCGACAACAUGGAGGUACUGUACGUGCCCGACUACGCCCACGCUGAUUUCGUGAUAGGAUAUAAUGCUCCGCAACUCGUAUAUGGGCCGAUGGUCGACUUCCUUCAGCGCCACUGAGAGAGUCGCCACUUCAGGUCUCUCUCCGAGCAGGCCUUCAGCAGUAACUUCCUAUCAGCCUAUGCAACCAACCAAAACUUCAACCACAUAUUACUUGUCCGUGUAUAUGGCUUGUGUAUGGUCUUAGCAUAUGUCUGCUCAUCAGAGUGAGUAGAUGCCAGUUUGAUCAUGCUAGAGAGUGGACUACUCUGUCAGAUGUUCAGUUUCAUGUAUCCAGUUUACCCGUUCUGUCGAAUCCCACGUUAUCACUUUAUUUAGAAGUCUCAGAUUCUGGACCCAUUAUGCACCUACUACAUCAGCGUGUUUUCUUUUGUCGACUGGAUAAUCUUCAUGGUUCACUGUGGUCUA
Triticum dicoccoides is the source of this 1868-nucleotide messenger RNA. RefSeq names its product triacylglycerol lipase 2-like. The coding region runs from base 261 to 1520 and encodes 419 amino acids. Gene Ontology annotation, biological process: lipid metabolic process. The record is from RefSeq and is a predicted model, not a curated record. Gene Ontology annotation, molecular function: hydrolase activity, acting on ester bonds. The transcript is spliced from 10 exons. Lineage: Eukaryota; Viridiplantae; Streptophyta; Magnoliopsida; Poales; Poaceae.